This is a messenger RNA of Phytophthora nicotianae INRA-310, 2086 nucleotides long. RefSeq lists its product as hypothetical. The transcript is spliced from 5 exons. The record is from RefSeq and is a predicted model, not a curated record. Gene Ontology annotation, cellular component: eukaryotic translation initiation factor 4F complex. Lineage: Eukaryota; Oomycota; Peronosporomycetes; Peronosporales; Peronosporaceae. The coding region runs from base 759 to 1928 and encodes 389 amino acids. Gene Ontology annotation, molecular function: mRNA binding; protein binding; translation initiation factor activity.
AAUUGACUUGACAUUUGUAUCAAGCAAAUAGCAGACCACCACCGCCAGCAUAGCAGCUCCACCCUCCGCAGCAUGUCUAAGCUCAACCCGAACGCGGGCGAGUGGGUCCCCACGUACGUCGCGCUCUUACUUCUGCCUGCGCACAGUCCUUGUCUCUAAAACCGCCUCUAAUUCCCUUCUGUUGCUGCAGUUUCUCGGCACCUGCAGCUUCUCCGACCAAAUCAUCUGCGGCGUCUCCCGUCAAGGAGAAAACUCUCAGCAGCGUUGACAAGACGCCAGUCAAGAAGACCGAGGUGGAGACACCAGCACCUGCAGCUACCGUUUCAACCAGUAGCAAAACAGCGUUAGAGCGUGCGGCAGAGUUUGGACACGAUGUGGCCCUUGAUGAGAACGGAGAACCCAUUUCUUACGUACGAGAGGAGAAUUAUUAGAUAUUGGACAAGUACAGCGAAGGCUGACGAGCUACUGGGUGGAUGCGUUGCAUUACAGGAGGGAUACUCGCCGCUACACGACCGAUUUAUCUACUCGAAGGAAUAUUUGCUGGCGGUAAAUGGAGAGAUAAGGAGGAUACUGGGGCAUAUUUAGACUGAUGAGAGCUUUUUGUGAUACUGUAGUUUAAACCACUGGGAGAUCGUGUGAUCAAGGGCUUCUCUGACGUCGUGAAGAAUCCUACGCCGCCGAAAAAAAUUGGCAACAAGGUGAAAGGCAGACUGGUGUAUACCGUGGCGGAGCUUUUGCAGUUUCAGCCGCUGUACGAGAUGAUGCCGGAGGAUUUCACAUGGGCGGAUACGAUUGGUGCGGACGCUGUAAUGGGGGAGAAUAAGGGGAAGAAAGGCAAGAAGGACAAGACUCGCCAACAGCGCGGGAACGUCAUGUCGUAUGAUGCGUCCUUGGUGUGCUACUUUAACCCGACGGAGUAUGCGGCUGCCAUGAACAUGGGUCUGUACACGGGUCCUCCUGAGGAGUCUACCAAUGGCUCGGACAAGACCAAAGUGCCUGUCGUCGAACCGGUUAACCCAGUCGAGGAAGCGAUUAUCGCCAAGCGCCGUAUCGCCACGUGCGUUUUGUAUACAAUGGUUGGGAAGCAUAUGUGGAUGUUGACACUGCUGCGUUGUAGAUUGCUGGAUGACGUCAAGCCGGAGACGGUGAGCUCCAUCCUCGAGUCGUUUAUGGGGAUCACGAUCAGCUGCACACACACACUGCAAGAGAUUAUAGGCUUGCUCUUCGACCAUGCAAUAGCAAACCCGGAUUUGAGCGACUCGUAUGCGAAGCUGUGUUCGGGUAUGUCGGAGCGAACGCCAGAGUUUAAAGAUGGUGCGAAGACGAUCAACUUCCGGCGGAUUCUGCUUACAAAGUGCUACGAAUCGCUGAUUGAAGAGCCGGAUAGUCAGUCCUUGAAUUUGAAGAAGAACGGAAGCAAUGGAGCGGCGCAACACUCGUGGCGAAGGAAGUGUAUGUUGCAGAAUGUAGGCUUCGUGGGCGAGCUCUUCCGACGACAAUUGUUGACCGAGAACAUCAUGCACGUCUGCGUGGCGAUGAUGCUGGAUGACGAGGUGAAGCCUCAAGCGGAGAUCAUCGAAGCAGCUUGUGGACUUCUGAACUUGGUCGGUGAUUUACUCGAUGGAUCAAGUCCAGCUUCACGACGAACGAUGGAUGAAUACUUUGCAGUUCUAGUUCGAAUUCAAGAAAACUGUCAGCUCCCAGACCGCGUCAAGAAGCUAAUUACUGAUCUUAAGACUGUGCGAGUAGGUGGAUGGAUAAAGAAUCGCCAGGAUAACUCGUCUGCUUCAAGUACACCGACCACGUCUCCAGCGAAGGCAGCAGACAGCAACGAAAGCAACGGGAUAGUUGACUCACCUGUGAAGGCAGUAUCAACUGCCCCUAGAACAGGAGAUACAUCUCCAGCAGAGAGUCGAGCAGCUGAGUGAUUAACCCACGCUCGUAAUAGGUAGAAAAAAAUAAUAACAACGAGUGAGGAAUGACAAAUAACGUAGAAACCACCAGGAUAGUUAGUCGUACCAGACUCCACAUAUUUAAACCAACAAAAAGACAAGAAGAGAGGGAACCAAACGUACAGCGUUUCCGU